Molecule: messenger RNA, 396 nt
Organism: Penicillium longicatenatum
Lineage: Eukaryota; Fungi; Ascomycota; Eurotiomycetes; Eurotiales; Aspergillaceae
Exons: 1
Coding region: 1-396 (131 amino acids)
Source: RefSeq, a predicted model, not a curated record
AUGGCAGAGAUCAUCGGGACAGCUUCUGCCAUUGUUGGCCUUACCACUUUUGUGGCUCAAGUAGUUAAAAAGAUCGACGCUUUAAAGGAUGCUUACAAGUACAACCGAACUCAGGCUCCAGUUGUGAUCAGAUCAUUGAUCAGCAAUCUGGAAAUCUUUCAUUCAAUUUUGCAAUCCACCCAGUCUUUGGAGGGUCAUCCAGCGGUCGACCAAGUGAUCUUGAAAUGUCAAAUUACCUAUGAGAGCAUCGACCAUUCUUUGGAGGACCUUUUGAAAACAUCUGCCAAAAGCACUGGAUUGAAGUUAGAAAUACAAAUGUUUUCACGGAAUGUUCAACUGGAGGUCGAAGAAAUCGAAUCCAAGCUUGGCUUUAUGAUUGCAUUUCUGAAUUUGUGA